CAAUACAUUUCACAUUUGUAUUCUUGACGUUGUUAAUAGUUUGUACUUUGAAUUGAAAUUAAUUACUUAUUUUGAAACUCACUGUGCUGCUUUGUUUGGCCGAAGAAAAAAGUUGGAUAUCAAAAUCUCCUCGUGAUUUGCGGAAGAAAAUUAAUAAGUGGACAAGGAGGCAGUAGCAUCUACUGAUCUACCAGCAUGCAGGCCGAGGUUGACCAAUUGAGAAAUUUGAACCUUGUCGCCAACAUCGAUGCCGAAGUGGGGAUGAAGGCCUUGUUCAAUCCUCUGAUUCUGUACAAUGUCUUCUCCUCCUUGGACACCCCGACGUUAAAGUCAGUUCGCCUCGUUUGCACACUUUGGGCCGACGUGGGCACCACAUUUCUCGGCAAGCAGGCCCUUCUCACCUAUUCGAUACCACCAAACCCCAGAAACUGUAAAGAGUUGACCUCAUUCAAUCCCGAAUUAGCCAGGAACAUAGCAUUACAAUUCUACAAGGACACUAAAUGUUGCUACAAUUACCCUUGUACAUGUCCCCCGAAUGUGACUAAUCUGCCCCCCAACUUUGUCUUAAUUUUGCCCGAGAUUUCUGAUAAGUUGGAAACCCUAAAGUUCUCCAACCUCCAGGCGUUUGAACUAGUGCAGGAAAUUUGGUGCAUUUUUAAUUUCUCAAACCUGACUCACCUCUGGAUCACCGUUAACGGAAAGGAACACGGUAGAAAGGUGCCACCACCACCACCGCAGGUCGAGACGGCUGAAUUUCGACCGCUCCCAAAUCUCAAAGCAUUCUUCUUGGAAAUUUCGCCCAUUUGCCGGGAAUACUGGUCGAAGGGCGUGAUGACCUUCUGUCAAAACCUGGUCAACUCGGCCCCCCACCUGGAAGAAGUCGACCUUACCGCGAAUUUCUACUUGGACAUGAAGGCAUGCGGAAAACUCAAAAACUUGCGGUUCAACUAUGAUGCUCGUAGUGGUUUACAAUUCAAAACCGGCGAGAUGACGAAAAUGCUGGAAAGUUGUCGAGAUUCUUUGGAAAGUUUGACCUUGGAUCAUACUAGUUGGUAUGAAUCCCUGAAAGAGGUGAAUUUGCACCUCCCUAAUCUCACCCACCUCGGACUGAAUAAUGCCCACUCGUAUAUCAUUAAGGACUCACUGAACGUCACUAAUCUCCCAAAAGUGACACAUUUUUCCAUGUCGAGCAUCUUUCCUUUAUGCAGCUUCGACAUUUUUGCAAUGGAUGAACCCUACCAUUUGCGUCACAUUGGGAUAACGUCGCUUGAUCUGUCUUGCGUCCAUUGUCCAUUCAAGAAUCGCACCGACGAUGGAGAAGCUGCCGGAAGACUGGUCAAUCUCUUCCCGGCCGUGAAGGAAUUGAAAUUGAAGUUAAUUAUUCAAGGGGGUUUUGAUCAGUAUUUUUUGGGUUUGAUGGGAAUAUUACAAUCUUUCGGCGAUUGGGAGUUGACAAGCGGUCAGGUGGAGUUUGAGAUUUUUCCUGAGGGCCAUAAUGAUUACGAGUUCGGUUCGAAACUGAUAAUUGCCGUGUUGGGAGGGAUGGCGGGAUGGAGAGGUUAUAAUUUCACACAAUUUGAUCUGUAAUUAUUGUAAUAAUUAACAUUUAAGAAGUGACUUUAAUAAAAUUUUACAAGUGUGACGAGCAUGUCACUUCAAUUUACUGGUCAUGGAGAGUUUAGACUGUUGGAUGAGAUGCGAGAUAUCCUCCUGUCAUGUAGGACGAUGCGAAAAAUUCGAAGCGUAGCUAUUACUGGAUUUUGGAUGAACGAGGGGACGACGGACGAUUUUCAGACGUUUAUUCGAGAGCAUAAUUUGCCAAUUAGUGUUUCUUAUUCAUAAUUCUUACCAAUUACGCCGUUAAAUUAGUGGAGUUGUACAAAUAUGGUCAUUUAUUGCAAUGUCAGUGCGUGCGUGCACAAUUUUAUUUUACAUAUGUAUGUCUCAUCUUAUUCUCCAUCCAUAUGCUCCCAUGACAAGAUAAGCAUGUGGUAUUUAUACCAUACGUGUAUGUAAGUUACAUAAUGUAACUUGGAUGUACAUAUUUUCAGUUCACCUUAUUUUUUAAAACUAUACUUUUAUCACGUUGGCGUCACGUUACUCUGGAUUUACUAAAUCAAAGUGUGCUUAAUAUUGAAUUCAGAAUGCAUUUAUGUAAAUACUUUUCAAAAUGGUAACAUCAUUUUUACUUCACGUGAUACAAUUUAUGACGGUCAAAUUAGGGAAUUAUCGUGGUGCUUUUGCAAAAGAGAGGUUCAGAUCUUUGUAGAGUAAAUUUUUUGAAGUUGAUAUUUUUAGUCAAUUUUAUGAGGAUGAUCAUUAACAAAUGUACAUAUUAAAAGUGGUAUUACAGUUAUUUGUCACGUAAUUCUGUACGGACGAUUUGCAAAAUUUGUACAAAAAUAAAGCGAACAGAACACAUUUUACUCUUCUUAA
Folsomia candida is the source of this 2436-nucleotide messenger RNA. RefSeq lists its product as uncharacterized. The transcript is spliced from 5 exons. The record is from RefSeq and is a predicted model, not a curated record. Bases 196 to 1587 code for a protein of 463 amino acids. Lineage: Eukaryota; Metazoa; Arthropoda; Collembola; Entomobryomorpha; Isotomidae.